This is a messenger RNA of Anneissia japonica, 770 nucleotides long. RefSeq lists its product as uncharacterized. Bases 122 to 637 code for a protein of 171 amino acids. Lineage: Eukaryota; Metazoa; Echinodermata; Crinoidea; Comatulida; Comatulidae. The record is from RefSeq and is a predicted model, not a curated record. The transcript has 8 exons.
CCUUCUGAUAUUCUCGAGUCUACAAUUCAGACACAUUUUAAAUAUGUUAUUGAUUGUUACCGUAGUUGUCUUUUUUUUUUAGACUGGUUUGCUUGUGAUUCAACGUGCAUUUUAAGGAAGUAUGAUUCUCCUCACUGUUGGUGUGACUGUCGAACUCAAAGUGGAGCGGGAUCUUAUCCGACCAUUUUGGAACAGUUAUGCGUUGACAAGACUUGUGAUUCAACGUGCAUUUCUUGGGCGUACACAACAAGUAACGGUUACUCACAAUGUAGGUGUGACUGCAGAUCUCAAAGCGGAGCGGAAUCUUAUCCGACCUUUUUGGAACAUUUAUGCGUUGACAAGACUUGUGAUUCAACGUGCAUUUCUUGGGCGUACACAAGUGACGAUUACUCACAAUGUUGGUGUGACUGCAGAUCUCUUUGUGAUCCACCGUGUAUUAACGGGCGGUGUGCAUCAAAUGGUAAUUCCGCCUACUGUAGUUGUUACUGGCAAUAUGACGGCGACAGUUGCAGCGAUCCAAUUUGUGAUCCGCCAUGCAAGAACGGUCACUGCUCGAGUCCCAAUAUAUGUGAUUGCCCCAAUACGCAUACAGGUGAUAGAUGCGGACAAGAUGUCGAUGAGUGUGAAGGCAAUAUAGAUGGAUGUGCCCAGAAUUGUUCCAACACUAAUGGUUCCUUUACCUGUUAUUGCAACGACGGCUGGAUACUUGACUCUGAUGGAAAAAAUUGCACUGGUAUGUUUUCAAAAUUAAUAUUUGUUAUUAUUACGUU